CCCCUCCCCCUCGCCUCCCUCCCUCCCAGCAGCAGCAGCAGUAGCCGCUUUAGCGGAGCCGGAGAUGUGCAGAGAGCGCGCGCGGCGCAGCAGCUCUGGAUCCACAGCCUUCCUAGCUCGCAGUUCCCUGCGCCCCCGCUGCCGCUGUCGCCGCCUCGGUGCCCCCAGGUUCCAGUCCCUCUCCUAGGACAGCGCCGCCACCGCCGCCCGGCCCUGCCUGCCGCCUGCGCCGCGCAGCCCUCGCGCGCUCCCGGAUGGCGCUUUCCUCCCAGAACCAGUGAGUAGACAGGAGAGCGCUGGGUGUCCGGCGCCGAGGCUUGGCUUGGAGGGAACAUCUUUUGCUUAAAGGAGGUACUCCAAACCACCUGCUGCGAUUCCUCAACCUCCAGGUUUAGAACGUGAUAAUUCAAGAAUUUUAUAAUACAGUGGAAUAGCUUAACAACUGUCUAUGUGCUUCCCAUGAUAUGUUCUCUAUAUUAACCAGAAGUGGAUCCUGGCUUUUCAUUGUGAGAACUUGGUAGGAUUUCUGGAGGUAAAACCAAGAAAAUGCGGAGAUCCCCCAAGACUGUAGCUCUCACAAGUUAUUCACUCUGACUAGUCCACGCUCAGCCUCAGCAGUUCAUGAAAGUUACCAUCUAAAUGUCCCUACCAGUUUAUGGCUCCAGCAGCUUCUGUUCGAGAAAAAAGUAUGACACCAGCAUCCAAAGGAAUUCUCCGCCCAUUUUUAAUCGUCUGCAUUAUCCUGGGCUGCUUCGUGGCAUGUCUGUUCAUUUACAUCAAGCCCACCAACAGCUGGAUCUUCAGUCCAAUGGAGUCAGCCAGCUCAGUGCUGAAAAUGAAAAAUUUCUUCUCCACCAAAACUGAUUAUUUUAAUGAAACUACUAUUCUGAUUUGGGUGUGGCCAUUUGGGCAGACCUUUGAUCUUACAUCCUGCCAAGCAAUGUUCAACAUCCAAGGAUGCCACCUCACAACAGACCGUUCUCUGUACAACAAAUCUCAUGCAGUUCUGAUCCAUCACCGAGACAUCAGUUGGGAUCUGACUAAUUUACCUCAGCAGGCUAGGCCACCCUUCCAGAAAUGGAUCUGGAUGAAUUUGGAAUCACCCACUCACACACCCCAAAAGAGUGGUAUUGAGCACCUGUUCAAUCUGACUCUGACUUAUCGCCGCGACUCAGAUAUCCAAGUGCCUUAUGGCUUCUUGACGGUGAGCACAAACCCCUUCGUGUUUGAAGUGCCAAGCAAAGAGAAGUUAGUGUGCUGGGUUGUAAGUAACUGGAACCCUGAGCACGCCAGGGUCAAGUAUUACAAUGAACUAAGCAAAAGUAUUGAAAUCCAUACCUAUGGGCAAGCAUUUGGAGAGUAUGUGAAUGAUAAAAAUUUGAUUCCUACCAUAUCUACUUGCAAAUUUUAUCUUUCCUUUGAAAACUCCAUCCACAAAGAUUACAUCACAGAAAAGCUCUACAAUGCUUUUCUGGCUGGCUCUGUACCUGUUGUUCUGGGGCCAUCUAGGGAAAACUAUGAAAAUUAUAUUCCAGCAGAUUCAUUCAUUCAUGUGGAGGAUUAUAACUCUCCCAGUGAGCUAGCAAAGUAUCUGAAGGAGGUUGACAAAAACGAUAAGUUAUACCUUAGUUACUUUAACUGGAGGAAGGAUUUCACAGUAAAUCUUCCACGAUUUUGGGAAUCACAUGCAUGCUUGGCUUGUGAUCAUGUGAAAAGGCAUCAGGAAUAUAAAUCUGUCGGUAAUCUAGAGAAAUGGUUUUGGAAUUAAAGUUUUUCAUCAUUUGCACACUUGGCAAAUUAUUUUGAUGAGAUAUCAUCCAAGUUUUGUGGAUGAAAAGAGAGACAACAUUCCGCUUUUGUGUCACAAUUUAUUUUUAUCACUCUCUUUUGGGUAACAUGUAUAUUUUGAUGGAGAUUUUUAAAAGCUCAGCAUUAGCAAUCAUUCCAUUUGGUUUUAAAUUAUCUUGUAUAUACCUAAUUAUGUGCGCUGAAAAAUAAUUUAUUCUUUGCUAUCAUUCGUAAACAGUUUUUUUCACAUUUUUGUAGUUGUUUGCAAUGUAAGUUUGUGAUAUGAUUAUUGUUUCUACAUUGAUCAACUGUUUAAUCUAUUUGGGAAAUGAAGAUGCACAUCUUAAAAUAUGAGAUAUUUUCACUAGAUAGUAUAAUCUCUAGUUCCAAGUUUGCAUAAUGUAACAAAGGAAAAGUGUUUGUAAUUGAAUUCUAACCUCUUUGACUUCGAACUUGAACAAAGUGUAUAACUGUCUCUAUUUGAUCUAUUUUUUACCUGUUUACCACAUUUGUUUAGGCAGAAUUAUUCCUAUAGUGAAUAAAAAAGAUAGUGAAGCAGAACUGUGAUAUUCAGAAAGCUAUUAGACUUCCCAUUUAUUUUCACUAAGUUUACUCGCAAAUGUAGCUACUAGUUCUCAUGAUCUUAAAUUAAAUUAUUCAAGUGUUUUAAAAUAUCCAAUUUUUUGAGAGUUUUAGUACCUGAGAAAUAAUCCUAAUAACAGUUAAGGAAAUCUAAGGCAGUUCUCUUCCUGAUCCUGAUAACACAUUAUUAUAAAAAAACAAAUAAUUUCCUCAAAUAACAAAGGAAAAGGAUAUGUAUAGUUACAAAUCAUAUUUAUAAAUGGUACGUUUAUGUACAACUUUUAAUAACAUAUCAAUUUAAAAUAUCUUUUCUGAAGCCCUAAUAUUUAAAACAGUAUUUAUUUUGCUAUAUGGAGAAAUAAAUAAAUAUAACAUUUAAUAGGUUUGUUCUAUUAUUUAAAAGAACCUAAACGAAAUUAUCAAGGUGUUAAAUAGAAGAUGUGGGAGUCUAUAGGAAACACACAAUGUUAACACAGAGUAAGAUCUCAAUGCAUAUUUGUUGAAUGAAUAAAUAAAUGGCAUUGAAAGUCAUGGAAAAAUUUUUGUUUGUUUCAAUGAAGUGACAGUUCUAGCCUAGAGGUACUAACUGGAGAUGAUGUUUCUUAUUCCAUUUUAGCAAUUAUUCACAUAUAGUACACUGCCCUCAGGGUUUUACAGAACCAAAAUAAACUUAUCAUUACAUUAGGUUUUUGGAGAAUUUAUCUCUGAACUUGCGGUUGCUUUAUAGCAUUUCUCCUCUAUAAGGGUUAGGGGCUGGAUGUAAGCAGAGAAUAGUAGGUGAGAAAAUAUGGGAUGCUAAGAAUUCUUCAAGGAAAGCAUUCCCCCCAAAAGUCUUUAAUGACUUUAUCCCAUUCAGGCCAAAAAUCCAUCAAAAGAAUCAACAUGUUCUGAUGACAUCCAUUUGUAGAGAGAGGCAAAUUUCAAUUCAGUAAGAAGGAGACAUGUCGAACAAUCCAGACUCUUUUUUUGAGGGAAUGAGAUCUCUGGAGCACCCAAAGGAUCUGAGCAGAGGAAGAUCCUUGUAUUGGGUGGAGAAUUGUUUGAUCCUCAGGUUUAUUUCUUUACCCACAAUUGAACACGGAUGCUGUGUCAGGUAAUGUACUAACCAGAGAUAAAGAUGAACAAGGUACAUACUAUCACAGCCUUAAAGGAGCUUCCAGUUAAGAGGUGAGGUACAUAAGAGCUUCCUCUGAGUCUGUGUUUAUGCACAUACUACUCUCAAUGGAGUUUAUAUGAGUCACCACUGAUUUAACAAAAAUAAGACAGCAAAUUUCCCCAACUGCUUAGCUAUUUGACAUGUUUCUGAGCUGCAAACUUUGUUACUCACUUGAACCAAUGUAGAUUCCCUUCAUGUUAUCUGUUCUAACCACACUGCAUUAAGAAAUAGUAUGUCUGUGUGGAUGCCCUCCCAGAUAAGGAAAGAUCUCCAUAUGAUCUUUUAUUUCUCAUCUUAAAAUAAUCAAAUUCAUACAUUUACUUUGUUAUUUUUUGGCCUAUGAAAAGUAUAAGGAUCUGAAGAGGAUGCAUUGCCAACAAGUUUAGAAAGUACCUGCUUUUCUGAAAGCCGAAAAACAUUCAACGUCAUGACAACCUGCCUUUCUGUGGCAGAUGCUCAUGAUUUCCGAGAAGUAAGAAACCUGAAUCAUUGUCUCUAUUAUCAGAUUCGAAUUUGGUUUCUUUCUUAGACUUUGACUAUAAUCACAUGCUGAUAAUAUGAUUCAAGCCAAGGCAAUAAUAUUAAGUGACUAACUGGCACCACUGUAUAUUGAAAACCCAUUACCGAGUCCCAGAAGAAUGUUUUCUGAGUUUGAAGUGCCAAAAUGAAUGAGGUAACUUCAGUUCUGGGGCCAUUGAUCAGUGAGUUUUAGGGCUAGAAGGAAUUAUAACAAUGCUUACAAACCAAUCCCUUUAUUCUAUUUAUGAGUUAACUAGAUUCAGAGAUAAUAUUUAUUCAAGACAUAUAUUGAGACACACCCACACACUCACACACCCCGCAGCUAAUGACAGCCGAUAUUAGAAUUUAAGGCUCUUAUCUUUCUUAAUCCUGCAUUCUUGUUCAUUGUAUUUCUCACUUUAUCAUAGAAGUACAUCUCAGUUCCUACAAAUGUGAAUGCCUUAUAGGUAUUAUUAGGGCCUGUAGAAUAUUACACUCUAUGUGGAGGCACUCUGACCUUUGAAAAGGUAUAGAAUAAACAGAACAUCAAAUUUAUUAGCAUUCUUUCUGGUUUAGAUAUUUUAGAAGUUGAGCUUUAGGAGAAGGAAAUGGAUUUUCAAUACAUUUUAAAUGCAGUACUUGAAUGUAUUGAAAUGCAACCCUCAAGAUGCUAUAUGGUUCUCAGCUACUCCUUCAAUAAAUCCUGUGGAUUGCAAUUCUUUUUAAGGAUAUCAUAUGGUGAAAGAUAUUGAUUUGACAAAAUUGGCUUGCUGCUUGUUAUAAAAACAAUUAUGCCAGGGGACAGAUUGUGGAUAUAAAAAAGAAUAGAUUGUUUAAAAAGUUUUAUUUCAAAAUAUCAAAAAUCUAUUACCUUCAAUGGGCUGAAUAUUUAAAUAUUAAUUAUUGUAGACCUUACUAGUAGGAAUAUAUGAAUAUUAGUUGUUAUAGGCUUUAUGAGUAACAAAAUACACUGAAUUCUCCAUAUCCAGCAGUAUUACAGUCUGAAAAAAAAAGACAUGACAGUCACAUUUUAUGAUAGCCAUAAAUUUGACAAUAUGAAGUAGAAACAAAAAAAUUGUCUUAGUGGGAAACCAAUAUCAGUUUAAAAAUUUUAUAUUUGCUGCAUAAGUCCUUACUAUGCUAGAAUGUACAGAAACGUUUUCUGUUGUGAGGGCUUAGAAACCUCAGAGCAUUUGAGUGUAAAGUGACAGAAUAUUUAGGAAUUGUUUACUGAGCCUUUAAAUUCUUGCCUCCAGUUGGAGGUUAAAUACGGAAAGAAUAGGAACCUAUACUGUUGAUAUCUUUUGCCUGCCUAUUUUCAAACUAGAUUCCAUGAGUCUUAAGGUAACCACCUAGAAAACGUCUUUGCAUGAAUUAAUGUUACCAAAACAAGGUUUAGGUCCUUACAUUAUGACUUAGUGCUUAACCAUAUCUUUGAGUUCCCUUGAACUCUGAUCUCAUUUAGGAACUUUUUAACAAAUUAAUUAUAAUCAAGCUGUUAAAUCAAGCUUCAGGAUUUAAAAGAUAAGCACAGCGCCCAACAGAGAGGAGGAUCUGAAACUAGGUGUUGAAUGAAUAAACAAAUUGCAUUCGAGGUUAUGCAAAAUAUUUUUUAAGUAUGAUAACAGUCCCAGUUUAUUGGUACCAGCUAGAGAUGAUAUUUUAUAUUCAUUUCAUUGGUCGGUUUGCUGCCUAGAUGCAAAGGGAAGGCAUUUUAUGUCCUUCCAGACUUACUGCGUUCUAAGACCCCCUAAGAAGUAACAUUUCAAGAAAGAUUAGAAAGGAUUUGGAACAUGUUAACAUUCUAUUCAAAUAUUAAUAUACCAACUGUUUCUAAUAGGAAAGACAGUAAGUAUUUAACGAGAAUAUAAAGUUCAAGCACUGUGAAGGGCACAUAUUUAUUACCAAACUAUGCACGGAGAGAAAUAUAGUUUCUUUCCUCCCUAACUGCACUCCUUUGUAUUGCAAACAUCAGUCAAUUAAGAGGAUAUUUUUUUCUAGAUGUCUCUCAUCUAGAGAUUUUGUAGCAUUUUGCAAAUGGGUAAGCUCCACUACCAUCCAAAGUGUUCUCUGUCUCAGUAAUUCAUAUUGAAUGUAUCUGUAGUCAUAAGCAUUGUAUAGAACAAUCAACAGAACAUAACUGAGAGAGAGCCUGCUAAACCAGAAAUGUGAAUACUGCUAGGCUGGGUUAUGGGUUCAACAAACCAUAAUUUUGAGAAAGCCGCUUAACUUCUCUGGACCUUGUUGUUUGUAAGAUUCCUUCUAGCACUAUUACUCUCUCAUCUAAGAUCUAAACUGAUAUAUGCACAUAUUUGCAAAUGAAAUUUCAGUGACCAUCUCAAAAUAAGUUUUUGGAGGUAAAUAUUCCAAACAGAUUUCCCUCUUCUUUUUCUGAAUAGACUUUUAAAGUAUAAAACUGAUUAUUUAACCUAAUAUGUGGAGAGAACCUAAUCCAAUGCUUGGACUAUAGCAAGUCCUCAAUUAACUAACUUUCCUCCUCCAACUCUUUCCUACUCUUAUUUCUCUACCUGCAUCCUCCGCAAUUCAUGCGCUCACUGCUCACUGAGACCUUAAUUGCUUGCAGAAAACCAACCCACAUAUUGGCUUUAUUUUAAAAUAUUGUAGAUAUUUUUAAUGCCAUCCAGAUUCUUAUGAAAAUAAUCUAAAAUUUUUUAUUGAUGCAAAAAUUUCAGGGAAACAGUGGAGGCACAUAGUCAGUCCCCAGAUGACAAUAAAAUGGGGAGUAUAAUUUGAAUACGCUAGAUUAAAUACGUCUAGAUAAUUUAGUUAUUUUUGAAUUCAUGGUUAAUAUAUAUUUAUGCAUUUGAUUUACUUUAAAAAUGUUUUGAAGAAUUUAAAAAGGACCUCUGCAACAUCAACCACCUUUCCUCAGUGUGACUGAAAGCCUGGUUCCUGGUUCUUCUGACCUGGAAUCACCAAAAGUCUUUAUUAACAAUACCGGUUUCUGGGCCCUGCUCGUUCAGUUAGAAUCUCUUGAAAUAAGUCCAAACAACCAUGCUUUUAAUACAUUUCCUAAGUUAGUCUGUUCCGUACUAUAAUUUGUGACCCAUCCUAAGCCAGCAGUUCUCAAACACACAUAUGUCUUUGGGACUUCCUGGAUCGGUUGCGUAAGAAUCUUUUGAAAGAGUGUUAAUAAUACACAGCUUCUGAUUCUCUGGGUCUGAGAUGAGAGCUGGAAUCUGUAUUUUAAAAAUCUCCCCAGAUAGUUCUGAUGUGCUGUCAGUUUUGAGGCCUAUGUCUUCGCCACCCACUAAAUGGGAAGUAUUCUAUUACUCAACAUAUACAAGCUAUCACCUGGAAUCUUCCAGAAUAUGUCAGUAAAGUAUUCCUCUACUUCAAGAUCCAAGACAUUCUCUAUGUCUGUUAUUUCAUGCAUAAGCAUAAUGCUGACUGACUAAUCUCUUCAUCUGGGGCAGGUGAUUUACAGUCUCCAGAACCUCUUUCAAUUAUUGAGUGGUUUAUAGCGGUAUUUCUCAAGCCUGGAUGCACAUCUGAAUCACCGGUAGAGGAUUUAAAGCUGCAGAUGUCCAAACCCCAUCUCCAGAGACCUGAUCCAGUUGGUCUGAGAGAGGCCCCAGAAUCAAACAGUUGUAGAGGCGCCACAGGUGAUACCAAUGUGGGGCCACCUCUGGGAACCACUGGUCUACACAGAACGCAUGAGCAGUUCUUGGCCUGGAGGAAUUAAUAGGCUAAGAAGAGGUUAUAUAUCUUAAAAAAAUACCUCUCAUUCUCUUUUUAGCUUCUAAUGACAUGUUUGCAUUUUGCAAUGUGGAAGACUAGACUACACAAUUAGUAGAAUCCUUUAUAACCACAAAAUCUUAUGCUAUUGUGAUCUGCUUAUCCUCUCUAUGGGUUUAAAAGACCUCUUCCCCAGGUCCCAAAGUCCUUGCUUGGUGGAUGGAAACAUAGCUUGCAAUUGGGAUAUAGCAAUGAGCUAUAGCAUGUGGAUUCUUGGUGACCACAGAUGUAGAAUUGAACCCCAGCUCUGCCACUCACUGUGUGCAAGUGACUUGACUUCUCUUAGCCUCAGAUUUUACAUCUGUAAAGUGGAGGUAGCUUAUUCCUGAUGUGUUUCUUGUGAGGACAAGUGAAAUGACAUUUAAGUGACUAGACAAUGUGUUCAAUUAGUAUCAUUUGUUAUCAUAAAAGAUCAUUGUGCGGAACUCAAAACUAUUUCUGAAAUUUCAGUUCUAAAAUUCUGAAAACACUAAGCAGACAGCUUAUACGAAUCAUUGCAAAUUUAAAUAAGCCAAAGAAAUGUUCUUCAGGAAAAGAGAAACAAACAAAUAUAGUGUGGAAGCAUGCACUUGUGUCUUCCAUAAUUACUCAGCAAUGGAAGGGGUAUGGGGAGCUGACAGUGGUAGCACAUGGGCAUUAUUGGCAUUACUGAACACAUAAACCAUUUCUGAAAAUAAUUGGAACACAAGCAGGCCUAAUUUUCCCUCACCAUUAUAAGCAAUCAGUAAAUUAAUAGUCAAUUUAGCUUAUUAUCAGUUGGUAUAGCUUAUGUCACAGAAUGCAGUAGCAGGAAGAUUCCCAGAGAUCAUUUUCUGGUAAGGAAAAAGGCCUAGAAAUAUUCAACAACUUGACUUACUUCAUCACUUCAGUUGGUCCACCAGCUUAGUCACAGAGCUACUGAACGAUGUAAGUUAAGAAACAGAAUCAAGUCUCCAACUACUUUUCCUAAAGUUAAAAAAAAAAGCUAAAGCUUACUUUUAAAAUGUUAGGGUACAAAUUCAAUAAAUAGGAAUAUAUUUGUUUGGUGGUACAGAAAUAAAAUAAUUCUUAGCCAGACUGUGAUUAAGACUACUCUAAUUGCUAAUUGCAUAAUAAAUACGGGUUUGACAAGAGUAAUCUCAGCUGUUCAUAUGCACAAUUUGUAAGUUGUACUGUAAUGGAACAAAAAAGUAAACAUAAGGAAAAUUUUUAAAUUUAUGUGUGAGUAAAUAAAUCAUAUUCAAAGUAGUAUUUUUAAGUAGCUCCUAAUCGUCUCACUUUAAAGAGUAUUAGAAAUGUUUAUUUCAGAUACAUUAGAAAACUUCAAAAAUCGAUUAUUUUUCUGAGUUUUCUGGCAACCAAAUUGUUAAAUUUGUUGUGUAUGUAAAGUAUGUUAAAUUAGAGCUGGCUAGAAUUGCAUUAUGAAAAACAAAUUUUAGCUGAAAAAUUCUAAAAGUGCUUUCUACAGAAAGGUAUUUUAACCAUGGCGAAUCUUUAUACACAUGGCUGCAUUCCAUUUUGAUUAAUGAGGGUGCAGGAGAAAGGCAGGCUCAGCAGAAACGGUACCCAGACUAAAUUAACCCAGUACUACUCAUUAUGCAAGAAAUAUGUGCCAGAGUUACCAUAAUGCAUCCCCUGAUCUCAGAUUGGCCUCAUUAGCUACCUUCAGUACCUUAGAUGAGACAAUCCUGGAGAUGCCAUCUUCCAAGUUGAGAUUGCCAGAAGAGAGCUCACUAUCAUCUAGAACAGGAUAUGUGUCUGCAGGGACUAUAAUGAGCUCAGGCCUUUCACAUACUGGUUUUCUUUUUCAAUAGGCCUUGAACCAACCAAGAAUAUCUGGUUGUCUAUGUAAAACUCGGAGCAGUCCACAUUUUAGAUAACAGAUGACCUAUCUUAAAUAUUUUACAUAUUAUUUUAAAAUAAUCAAUCAAAGAACAAAGACUAUCAUACUUGAGACCAGGAGUUUACUACAAGGAAAAGAAAAGUCAGCUUGCAGAUGCUCUACAUUCAAAUCAAUGAGAGCUCUUGCCCUGGAACACUAACAGGUUAUGUGGCAUUGGAAAUGGAGAUAGGAAAAAGGAGUGAAAAUAAUGACACCUUUUUUACUCUUAAAUAAAAAGUUUAAAUCUUUAGAGCUAUCAGCAUGAUGGCAUCCUUCAAAAACAAUAUAUUUAGUUUUGUGCUUUUUUUCCCCCUCUUUUUUUUUAAGGUUAAGUUUGGUAGGGGUCAGGGUUAGUGGAGCAAUUAAGACAAUAUAAAAAUAAUAUUUCCAUAAAUCAUGCGUAAGAUGAAGGUAAGAAGUAAUGUUUGCUGGAGGAAAUGCAACUGGUCAAAACUAUUUGAAUGAAAUUAUUGAGAUUAAUCAUCUUCAUUGGGAUAAUGCCAUUUUUUUCUGAAUCCAAAACAACGUUGUAUGUCAUGGAGAUUUUUAAAGGGAAAAAGAGCUAAGUCUGAAUGUAGAUUCAAGUUCACAAAGCUGCAGCAAGGAGAAAAAUGGUGACAAGAAACACAGAAAGAGCAGUAAACUAAGUUCUAGUUUACACAAUCUAUAGUACAAUUUCUCAUUUGUCAACCGAGUGUGGUGGACUUUACAUUAGAAUCACCUGGGAAGUUCUUCAUAAAUCUUGAUUUGUUGAUUACACAUUCUAGUUUAAUUACCCUGGCAAAGGGCACAAGCUGUCACAUAUUCUAGAAUUUUUCUUCUUUUCUUCCUGCUCCCUUUCAUGGGGCCAUGUUGAUGCUCUGCGACCCGUAAGAAAAGGGGUAAAGAAAAUUAACAGGCAAUUUCUUUAGGAGCUCUCAUGAAAGGGUUGCUAAAGAAGGAAGCUAGGAUGGAGUUUUACAAAGGAAGAGCAGGAACUUUACCUGCUUCCUCUGAUCUCAUUUCCUCAAGAACACACAUAGGGACACACAUAUGCCUAGACCUUUUAUAUGUAGUGAAACUUUGAACAAAACAACAUACACUCAAGUAAGGAAGGUCAAAGCUAUCAUGCUGAAAGAAAAUGUGCCAAUUCUAGCCAAUAUGUCAAUUGUAAGGGUCAGUAAUCCAUAAAUUAUUUGGAUGGUAAUUGUGUGUUUUAGUAAUGUAAUGUGAUUUUGCACUAUUGUAUUGUCAUAUUUAAGAAGACUCUUAAAAACACCCUGAAACCUAGAUGCCAAAUGUACAGUUUAUAAGUUCAUGUUAUUUCUGAUAAGGAUUUAACUGCAUUGUGCUAAUAGUUGUUUAAUGCUAUUAACUUUCUGUAUGUGUAUUAUUGCGAUGCAGACCUGAUAGGGUUGUUGUAAGCACACUAAUUAGUCAUCUGAAUUUUUCUAGAUAAAAUCACACAUUGAUCAGAAAUCACUUUUCUACUUAUUUUUUUGUAGAGUAUUUUUCCACACUUGAAAAAACAUGAUUUUGUAUCAAACAUCAGCUUUUCUUUAAAAUCUUAUUUUAGUAGCUAGUGCAUGUUUGAAAUAAGAUGUGUUAGAGAUUAUAUGACUAUAUUAAGGUUGUGUUAUAUUAGGUGAAAAAAAUGCAUGCCGUUGAUGAAUCAUGCAUCUUUGGGGGGUUUACACUGCCAACACACACAGGCUUUGUCUCAAUCCAUGUGCAUGAUUCGCAUCCUUUCAAAAGUCCUCUUUACACUUCAGUAAAGUGAAAAUGUUAUUCUUAGUGCUACUGAGCCAAUAAACAAUGCUGCUUUGCAUUUUUCCCUCACUUUGCAGCAUAUUGCAGUAAAUUUUUCCCUAAAAUUUUCUUCCUGGAGUUUCUUGUUGGCAAUAAAAUACAACAAAUAAAAUCAUUUGUUGGCAAAUGAUACAAUUUACUGUACAAAGCAACUUACUAUUAUGAAGCAUGAAGAUGUGAAAAAAACCAUCUUAAUCCGUUCCAUACUAUGAACACAAUAUUCUGGCAGCUUUUUCUACAAUCAAGAACGGUUUGGGUUUUUUUUUUACACUGCCAAAAUCAGUACUACUGCCAAGGAGGAUUAAAACACUUGAGGCCAGGUCUUCACAACACUAAACUGGGCGAUAACGUAGAACAUUCAGGCAAUGCGGACAGCCAAUCAGUGUCACUGGUAUAGGAAAAAGAAUGUAAACCCAAUCUUUUUCUGAGUAAUGGGUAAUCAAGAAAACAAUGAUUGUAUAAGAACUAUGAAUCUUGGCUGCAGAGACCAAGCCUCUGCCUGCUGAUAAUUUGCAGUAGUCUUUGCAAACAGAAAUUACUCCAUUCAAUGAAGUCUUGUUUUUGUUUUUGUUUUGUGUUCUUUUUCAGAAAAUAUACUUGUGCUUUUGAAAGGGCUUAAUUCCAAACAGAUAAUAUGUGUGAACCAACGGCCAUGCCUCAAAUGAAAUUAGUCAUUCAUCAUAAUACAGUAAGGCUAGAACAUAGCACUUGGUGACUUAAAACACCAAGAUAAGCAUUUACACUGUUGGAAGGUAAUUUCAUUGCUAAGCUAUUAAACCAGCGGGGAUCCUAUUUAUACAUUUAUUUAUUUAUUUAUUUACAGAAGUUUGGUUCAUUCAAGUUCAAUUUUAACAGCUUCAGUGAAGUUAGUUUAAUGGUAAGAAAUGUUGACUUUCACUACUAUUCCAAAUGAAAAUCAGGCAAUUGAGUCUUGCUACAUCCCGGAGUAAAGCAUUAAUCCAAAUGAUGAGUAGUCAGUUCUAGCAGUGUAGAGGCCAACUUUACCGGCCAGGAUGUUGCAUUUGUAUGACAUUCAGCAAACAUUGAUCUGGGCUCUUAGUUUGCUACAUAUUGUUCCCUUCGUUGAUUCAACCUGUGAAUAACAUAACAUGUUAUGGCAGCUAAGCAAAUGUUUUAAUAAGCCAUGAAAGGCAAAAUGCCAUAGGGAAUCUGUAUAUUCAGCUAUUUGGAGAACUUGUGUUUUCCACAAAUUAAACUGGAGAUGUCAUUUGAAAUUUCCUUCCUUCAAAAAUGCCAUUGCAUUGUGGAUUCCUGCCCAUUGAUGUCUUUCCAGGCUUAUAAAUAUAUGGUGUUAUUGCUACAGUUAUAAUUUUGUGAAAUUUUGUUCAGCAAUUAAUAGUGACUUCAGCAAUCUGUGCUAAAAUCCCAAGGCAGAAAUAAAUGUGUAAAAGAUUUGAGCCUAUAUGUGCAAGAAGAACUCUCUUUCUUCAAUCAUAUUUCCUAUACUCAGUGUUAAGUACUUCACUGAUUCACCACUGGAGUUAUUCCUUGGAUGUGUAAAUAAUGAUGUUCUUUUCAGGCCUAGUGAAUUCCUGUACUGUGACUAUUUAAAAUAAAAGAAUUCAAUUUAAA
Molecule: messenger RNA, 13025 nt
Organism: Equus caballus (horse)
Lineage: Eukaryota; Metazoa; Chordata; Mammalia; Perissodactyla; Equidae
Gene: FUT9
Product: fucosyltransferase 9
Cellular component (GO): membrane
Molecular function (GO): alpha-(1->3)-fucosyltransferase activity
Source: RefSeq, a predicted model, not a curated record